UGAAAACAUUCGCGCAUUGAUAAAACAAGUGUUGUGAAUAAAAAUACGUCUUGGUUCAGCCGACCGCAAGCUCGAUGGAAUAUGACUUCAGGAAAAUCGAGAAACUCUGCUCACUGACCGCUUAGAACAAUUAACGAUGGAGCAAUGCAAUAACGAUCGUCCUUGUGUUAUUAGUAGUGGAAACUUUUUUCCCCAGAAUUCCAAAUCGAAACAACAGCAACAUCAGCAGCAGCAGCAGCAACAUCAGCAGCACCAGCAGCAGCAGCAGCAACAACAACAGCAGCAGCUGCAGCAGCUACAUCAACAGCACACGCAGGCAAUCAGUAAACAUCUAACGCAAAAGGAUGACAGUCACAUGCACAGCCCGCACCAAGAUCAGUCAUCGCUCGGCGAGAUCGAGGUGAUUCUGGUGCAGCAGCACAAACAGGACGCGUUGUCUGUGAUCAUCCAUCCGCAGGAGAGUUUGCAGCAAAUCAACAUGUGCCUGGGCAGCCAGAACCCGGGCUCGGUCGACUCGAUGAUGUCGUCCGACUUUCAAACGCUCUCGCCAAUGCACGAUCGCGAUUCGCCGGUCAGCCUCAACACAAACACCUCGUACGCGACGCUGACGCCACUGCAGCCACUGCCCCCGAUCUCGACGAUGUCCGACAAGUUCGCCUACUCGAUCGGUGGCAACAUCUGCGAGGCGUUUCCCGGCAUCAACAGCGGCUCGGUCGGCGUGAACAUCGAGAUCAACUCGUGCUACAACCUGGAGAAGCUGGGUGUGAUCCACUCGCCCGUGCACAUCAACUCGGUGCAGGAGCUGUCGCCGAGCAACGACGUGCACCAGGAGCUGCACGACAAAAGCCAUCACGUUCUGAAGGAUGCCAAGUUGCCCGAUCAUCUCACCGAUAAGGACGACGAUGAGCGGAAAAGCGAGUGUAUUCUAGUCCGUGCCUCGCCGCUGCCCGCCAACCUCGGUGCGGUGGACGACCGAUUCCUCAGCUCGGCGGCCUCCGUCGCGUCUGUUGUGGGCAAAUCCGAGCUGGUGCGACAUGCGAAGGACGACACCGAGCAGUAUCCGAGCCCCGUACAACAGUAUCUCGAGCAGCAACCGAACGGAACUGACGUGGUACUGCACGGGGGCAACAGCAUCGGGGUCGGUGGUGGCAGUGGUAGCAACGGAACUGGUCCGGGUGGCGGAGGCGGCGACGGUGGAGGGAGCGGCGGGGGUACCGGCCACAAGGAUCAUCAUCAUGUGUUUCUUAGCAGCAAGUCUUUCAGUUCAAAAACCAACAUAAGCGACCUUAAUCUGUGUAAAGAGAUUGUUAUUGACGACGUGUACGAUGAGUCGGACCUGGAACACGUCAAGAUGGAGGAGAAGAAGGUAGAGGAAUCGUGCAAUCAACAGCUAACGAACGGGGUUGGCAGUGGUGCCGGUGGUAGCAUCGGCAAGGGCAGCGCGGGCGGGUGCGUGGCACUUGGAGAUGUAGGAUGUAUAAACGGUGACAUCGAGGAGAUCAACACCAAAGAGCUGGCUCACCGGAUCAGCUCUGAGCUGAAGCGUUACAGCAUUCCACAGGCAAUCUUCGCGCAACGGGUGCUCUGUCGGUCGCAAGGCACGCUUUCCGACCUGCUGCGGAACCCGAAACCGUGGUCAAAGCUAAAGUCCGGCCGUGAAACGUUCCGUCGGAUGUACAAAUGGAUACAGGAACCGGAAUAUCAGAGAAUGUCUGCACUUAGGCUAGCAGCUACUCAAUCGGCGAAACCAGUUAACUCUAAGAAACCAGAGGAACCCGAAACUCACGUCAUGAUGGGGCACACGAAAAAACCUCGACUAGUGUUUACAGAUCUGCAGAGAAGGACCCUUCAGGCAAUUUUCAAAGAAACUAAGCGGCCUUCCAAGGAGAUGCAAGUAACUAUCGCUCGACAGCUGGGAUUGGAACCGACAACGGUCGGUAACUUCUUCAUGAACGCGCGGAGGCGAUCGAUGGAUAAAUGGAAAGACGAAUCCUCGAUGAAGGGCCGAAGCAGUAGUGACAAUGUUAUACUAGAGCACCUGAAGGACGACUCGUCCGACGAGAAUCUGGGCUACGAUAGUGCGUUUGGCUCUGGCGAAGGCCCGCUGGAACACAACUAUCAGCAACACGUUCUCAACUAAGCAAAAAAACCUAAAUCAAUUCCCUUAUUUAAAUUAUUAAACUAACUAGAGAAAAAAAAACAAGAACAACAAAAACAAACAAACAAACAAACUAAAGCAAAGACAAACAAACAAAGUCACGACUAAAAUGUAGAGGAGCAACGACCCCCUCGAGUAUUUUUUGCCGUUGAAGAAAAAACCCAUAACUUGAAAGGAAAGGUAUGAGGAAAAAAAUGAAACAAAAAAACAAACGGAACACGCGAUAGCAAAACAAAUGUGGAAUGUUUAGAAAGGAAAUCAGUGCUAGAUAAAGCAAAUCAAACAAGAAGAUAAAAUAAAAACAAGCAGCUAUCUCAUACACACACACACACACACCAGCAUUCUCACGCAUACACAACAACAGUACACUUUAAGCUAGAAGUAAUUGCAAAAGAAAACAGCAACAUUACGUAGGAUUAUUGAAUAUAAUUGGAACAACAAGAAAUUAUAUGUAAGGAGCAAAAUCUGAGGAAUGCGUGAGGAAACCCCGGCAGGAUCCGUUAUGAUUUUCCUCCAAAUCGAACUGAGCAACAAAAAAAAAAUGGAAAUGGAAAAGAAGAGAAAAGGCAAACGGGGUACACUAUACAAACGGAAAAUUCGACAGCAAAAAACAGCGGAACCGUAACUGUGUGCUGGUGGCAGACAAAGAAAAUGCUUGUGAGAUAACAUUGUUUGAUGUUUUUCUGUUUUCUGUUUAGUUUAGUUAUUUUUUAUUUUUCGUUCUGUUUGUUGUAGUGUAGUGGGGAGCGGGCGCCUCCCCGGGCGCAAUCGAUUUAAGAUUGAAAAGUUAAGAUUGGCGAGAUUCUGGCAGGGCUCCCGAUGAUGAUGAUGACACCGGGGUUUCCGCGGUGUGCACACUUCUUGCUGUAAUAGUUGAAACGCGUAUCGCCUACCACAAGUAGCACACAAGAGUUUUUGAUUGACUUCGGUUUCGAUCGGAAACACGGUACAUUCCUCUCUCUAGUGAUGAUGCACACGCUCUUCAUUACGUUUACAUAGCGACAAUAUAUUGUUGGCUUGUUUCUUUUACGCCCCAGCCCUUCCGGACGGGGUGAGUGGUAAAGUGCGGUGUGCUUGCCGGAAAAGGGGACGCUGGGGUCUCGCAGCCUGGAGGUACUGCAACAGGUACAGGUACAUUGCGAGUUCAAAAUCGUAACCGAAAUAACCUAGCUACCCAGCUACCUACCCGCAAGCAAGCCGGUCUGCAAUAUGUGUGUAACAACUCAGUAACUAGUAGCGGGCGAGUAGUAGUGCUAGCGGCAGGGGGGCAGGCGGGGCAAACCCAAGGCCCGGGCAGCAAGCA
Messenger RNA from Anopheles cruzii, 3461 nucleotides. RefSeq names its product homeobox protein onecut (gene onecut). Gene Ontology annotation, cellular component: nucleus. NCBI's taxonomy places the organism in Eukaryota, Metazoa, Arthropoda, Insecta, Diptera, Culicidae. Gene Ontology annotation, biological process: regulation of transcription by RNA polymerase II. Bases 137 to 2140 code for a protein of 667 amino acids. The transcript has 5 exons. Gene Ontology annotation, molecular function: DNA-binding transcription factor activity, RNA polymerase II-specific; RNA polymerase II cis-regulatory region sequence-specific DNA binding. The record is from RefSeq and is a predicted model, not a curated record.